Messenger RNA from Geodia barretti, 1992 nucleotides. The record is from the annotation of a GenBank genome assembly. NCBI's taxonomy places the organism in Eukaryota, Metazoa, Porifera, Demospongiae, Tetractinellida, Geodiidae.
UAAAGGGUCCCCGAACGGACGUUCUUUGCGUGAAUAGACUGGAACAAGAGAGAGAAAAGGAAGGAUGCUAUUCACUGACAGGGCUGCAAAGGAUUGAGAGAUGGCGGACCUCGAAGUUCUUGAACUCACGACUCUAACGUCUUCCUCGGCCGAUGACUUUGCAGUCCUCCGUCCCCUGGGCUACGGAGCCAGUGGCAUGGUGGUAGCCGCCACCUGUAAUAGGCCCGGGGUGCCCACACCGGACAAACUCUACGCCGUCAAACUCCUCUACAACUUCUCGCACGAGUACUCAUCUGUGGUCUUGAAUAAUUCCCUGGAGAACGAAUGGCUUGUUCUCUCGAGGCUCUUACCCCAUCCAAACAUUGUGAGGUUCUGGGCACAGUUUGUGAGUCCGAUCCCGCGAUCAUUCAGGAACCUCCUCCCAGAGGAACUGAGACCAAAGAGCGUAUAUAGAGAUCGCUCUGGGGUUUCCCGGCCUCGCAGGGGGCAAUUCCUCGUCCUGGAUCACCACCAGAAGAACCUGGCCGACUGGAUAAACCAGUCUUCCCUGCCAAUUUCCUAUGACAUCACCCUAAAGAUCACAGAGCAGGUGCUGCAUGCUGUUCUUUACCUGGAGAAAAACAGAGUCCGACAUCUCGAUAUAAAACCUUCUAAUGUUCUCAUUCAAAACGGGAAUCGACCGGUUCUGUGUGAUUUCGGGUGUGCCGUGCAGUUCCCCGACAGUUCUUUUGUACUGGAGUAUUCCCGCGGGGUUCACGUGGGGGGAAACAGGGCUCACCUGGCGCCCGAAGUCCUCACUUCUGCCCAUCGCUGCCGACACGAACCGUCGAGACACAAAACAAUAGACUACUCCAAACAGGCUUCAUUUGCAGUCGGGGUCCUCGUUUGCGAGAUAGCGACAGGGGAUCACCCACUCCCCGACUACCCCCUAGGGUUCACCUCAUCAGGAGCGGUUCAGUACACCGCACGUGAUAUAGUACCACUCCCAGAGUUCUUCCCAAAGAGUUUCCAGUCGAUUGUGGCAGAUCUGUUGCGGUGUGACCUGGGGAAGAGGCUGGACCUGGGAGAAGCUGUGAAACAGUUGGAGCUGUGUUGUGUGAAGAGACAGAGAGUGACGACUGUGGGAGACCUGCAGGUGGAGUUGAGGAGAGUGAAACAAGAGAGAGACAUUGCUAAGGCCAAGCUGAGUGCGGUGGCAAGUGAGAGGGACAGUGCAGUCAGGGAGCUGCGAGCCAUGGCCGAGCAGUGCCAGAAGGUGGUCUCCGAGUUUGACUCUCUUGCACAGCACUGUGACACUCUCUCCAGAGAAAACAAGAGGUACCGGAGGGAGAGGGAUGGGGCAGUGGCAGCUAUUGAGAGUGCCUACGAGGCCAGUCACCUACUUCAGGGGCAGCUAACACUGGUCACCAGAGAGAGAGACCUGGCCCAGAGUAAAUGUGAAGAGCUGCAGUCACUCAACAAGAGAGCCAGCCUCAAGGAGCCCAUCGUGGAGUGUGGGAGAUGCAAGGGGUUCUAUCUUGAGUCAGAGAACAGCAGCUCUGCAUGUCUCUGGCAUCCCGGAAAGCAUGUAAGUUACACUUUCUCUGUCUUACAAUGUGUAUAUACCAUGUUUGUUCCUAUUUCUGCAUGGUGGAUGGUUAUAUAUUACCUGCCAUUACCAUCACUCCCAGCUCUUUAAGGUGAGUUUCAUUGGAAAGUGUUUUAUGUCGUUCACUCUUCUUUGUUUCAAAACUGGACAUGUGGACAACAACCAUCACCCCCAUCAAACAGAGGUGGAGUUGCUGUUACAAGACGGACCCAGUGGCUGUGGGGUGCAAGACUAACACCCACAUUCCAAAACUAUAGUCAAUUAAUGAUCAUUUUUAUAGUCGGUUAAAAAUUUGUGAGUUUCUGCCGACACUAUUUUACAUCUGCAUGUCCUGCAGUUAUAAAAAUGUUUCGUGACAAAGACACCACUGACUGCACCAGACAUAGUGUUUGCAGAAACUCAUA